AUGGAAGUUGUGGCAGGGGAUGAUCCAACUCUUUCCAAAUUAGUAUCAGCUUGCCAUGAUCUAAAGAAACUUGUUCACACCUCAAUCAGCGUGGAGGCUAGCUUAGAUGAUAUGGACAGAAAGUUGGCCAUGAUGCUUGAAUCUCUAAGUAUGGCCUCAAAGAAAAUUGCUCCUCUGCAAACACUUUCUAUUGUUAACAAAGCUCUUGACACCAGAAUCAACCGGGCGAUUUCUCCGGCGCUUGCCCUUCUCGAAAGCUUCAAACUUUCCGAAUCCCUCCAGCGGAGACUUCUUGAACUUGCCGCAAAACUGUGCAAUGAAAAAGUACACGAAAGGAGGCUGAAGAAAUUGAUCAAGUAUGUGGAUUGUGUGGAUCAGUUAAACGAAGCCAUCAGUGCGAUCGGCGAAGAAUGUGAGCCCGCGAUUCAGAAGCUGCAGGAAGUGGUGGAGUUUUUGAGCCGGACAAAGGCCAGUGAUCAGGACAGGAAUGAAAGGCUCAGGGAAACUUUGAUCACUUUGAAAGCCCUUUAUGAAACUGAGGUUGAUGCCAUGAAAUUUGACGGCUUGCUUGAUGAGGCUUUACUGAACUUGCAAGAUGAAUUUGAGAGCCUGUUGCUUCUGCUCAGGCAUGAGAACAUUGGAGAAGUCGUCAAGAACGAUGAUUUGCAGGAGAUUAUGCCUACAGAGUUAGGCACUGAGUUGGAAGUUGAAGUUCUAAGGCGAAUUUCGAGCACCCUCGCUAACAAUGAUUGUGUUGAUAUAUGCAUCGAUAUUUAUGUUAAGUCUAGGUACAAAAGAUCAGCAAAAGCACUGAUGAGACUGAAUCCUGAUUACUUAAGGACUUACAAUCCAGAAGAAAUUGAUGAAAUGGAAUGGGAGAAUCUAGAGACAGCAAUAUCCUUAUGGAUUGAGCACUUUGAGCUUGCUGUGAAAUCUGUUCUUGUAUCAGAAAAAAUUCUUUGUCAUCAGGUACUAGGAAACGUUAUGGAUGGUGUGAUAUGGCCCGAAUGUUUCACUAAGAUUUCCGACAAGAUCAUGGCGGUUUUCUUCCGAUUUGGCGAGGGGGUUGCGAGGAGCAACAAAGAGCCACAGAAACUCUUCAAGCUCCUAGACAUGUUUGAUUCUUUAGAGAAUCUGAAGCCAACAUUCACAGAAACAUUCGAAGGUGAAGCUGGUGCUGAUAUCUGUUCAAGGUUUCGCGAACUCGAAAAGCUCUUAGUUCACGCUUCGACCAAAGUGUUCUGGGAAUUUGGCCUUAAGAUUGAAGGAAAUCAAGACGGCCUGCCUCCACCCCAAGAUGGCUCGGUACCAAAAUUAGUUCGAUAUGCAAUCAACUACCUCAAGUACUUGGCAUCUGAAAGCUACAGCAAAUCCAUGGCUCAGGUUUUCAGAAUUGAGCAAUCCUGGAAAGCUGGAAUUCUGUCAAAACCCGAAUCAGAUGAAGGGUUACUCAAGGACGCAAUCUCCAAUGUGAUGGAAGCAAUCCGGAGGAAUAUCGAAACCAAAAAAGCCCGGUACAAAGAUAAAUCACUCUGCAACAUUUUUGUGAUGAACACAUACUGGUACAUUUACAUGAGAACCCGAGGCACAGAGCUGGGAAAACUCCUGGGAGAGCAAUACAUGAAAAAACAGUUCAAAAUUGUUGCAGAAGAAUCAGCGUAUUUGUACCAAAAGCAAGCUUGGGGAACCAUUGUUAGACUACUUGAUGAUGUAGAAGAAGAACUGGACAGAGGAAACAGAGACGGCGCCGGCGCGAUCGCUCGGGGGAAACUGGAGGCAUUCAUGAAAGCAUUUGAUGAGAUGUUGAAGAAGCAUGGGAGUUUUUACAGCAUCCCGGAUCCUGACUUGAGAGAUCAAAUCAGGGAGGCAACAGUAAGGCUUGUUGUGCCGGCUUAUGAAGAGUUCUUGAAGGCUCAUUCCUCUGUUUUACAAGCUAAAUCAUACAUGUCUUGUCAGUCAGUCGAAGGAUUGUUGGGACAGAUAUUUGAUGGUGGAAAUCGGCAAAAUGGGUAUGGGAAAUCAUCGUCUUUCGGAAGGAAUCAUGAUCAAAGAGAUUCUGCGGAUACAAGGAGAAGAUCUUUUUCGCUGGAGAAAUCUCGGGAGAGGAAAGGUAAUCACAGAAGAGCAAGCUCAAAUAUCAGCCAAUCGUGA
Oldenlandia corymbosa var. corymbosa is the source of this 2151-nucleotide messenger RNA. The record is from the annotation of a GenBank genome assembly. Lineage: Eukaryota; Viridiplantae; Streptophyta; Magnoliopsida; Gentianales; Rubiaceae.